This is a messenger RNA of Zootermopsis nevadensis, 1319 nucleotides long. RefSeq names its product thioredoxin domain-containing protein bug (gene bug). NCBI's taxonomy places the organism in Eukaryota, Metazoa, Arthropoda, Insecta, Blattodea, Termopsidae. Gene Ontology annotation, cellular component: cilium. The record is from RefSeq and is a predicted model, not a curated record. Gene Ontology annotation, biological process: cilium assembly.
GGUAUGUAGUUUCCAGUUGGCGACACUGUUUGAAUAAAGGAAGCACGCGUUAGCAGACGAAGUAUUGAAUACAAGAUUGUGAAAAUAAGUUUUGUAGAUGAUGCGAGGGCUAACUGAAGGCCUUAUGUUAAGAAAACUAGAAUAGAAUUGUUCUUCUUGCUCUUGUUUGUUCCUUUGAAGACCACGAUGAUGCCUAAAAGUUUUAAUAUUUUGUGUUUAUUAGUGGCAAUUCAAUGCACUACUUACAAUGAAGAAGGAAUGGCCACACCAAACGGUGAAAUUGCCAGUGAUGAGACUUCAAAUGAAGUAGAUUCUCACUUGCCAUCUGCUGAUGUGGAAGAUGUAUCUGUGAACAAAUUUAUUGAUGAACUACAUAAGCAGUUUGAGGAAGAACAGCAAGUUAAGAUUGCUAAGGAAAGUUUAGAAGCAACUAGUGAAGAUGGUACUCUUGGUGAUGUUCUGUUGCAGACAACUGCACAUGGUGAACAACAGCCAUUUCCUGUCACCAGUCUUCAGCAAGAAGGUGGAAAUCUCACAACCAAUGCUACAAACUUACCAGAUGUGUCAUGUACUGUUGGGAGAGAGGCAGUUGGUCAGCCUGUAGAGCUGGUGAAUUCUACAAGGUUGCUGAAUCUUCUUGUAACUGAACCGAAUGUGACAAAUCGCCGUUCAACAGCAGACUGUGUUGCACUGUUAUUCUACGCUCGUUACUGCCCAUUCAGCAGUAUGGCUGCACCUCAUUUCAACGCUCUCUCACGUGCAUUCCCAGACAUUAAAAUGGCAGCUGUUGAUGCAAUGAAACACCACAGCUUCAACACACAGUAUGGAAUUGUUGGAGUCCCAACUAUGAUGCUGUUUCAUAAUGGGCGACCAGCUGCGAAGUUCAAUGAUUCAGAGUACACCUUGGAGAUGUUCAGUAGAUUUAUAACAAAAUAUACCGGUAUAGAGCCACAAGGUAAGCUGUUUGUGACAUCAGCAGACUUUGGUGGGCCAGUGCCAAGUGUCCUGGUCAAAGAGAAUGACUACUGCCUUGCCCUGUCAUGGAUUUUCAUACUUGUUUGUGGCAUAUACUUCUUCAGCAAGUCCACGUGUUGGCGAUGGAUAGUGGAAACAGUUCAGAAUACUUGGACGGAAGCAGAGGCUCAGCAUGAACACGUGGAAUAAGUACAAGUGAUGCAGUGUGCAUGACGUGUGAAAGGGGUUGAGAGUAUGGAUAAAAUUUGAAGUUCGUGAAUUUGCCUGACACUACACAGGAAUCUGAAACUUUACUGUGACAUGGAAGAUAAGUUUGUAUGAAUAUAUUGUGGGCCAAAGUGUAA